This is a messenger RNA of Sporothrix brasiliensis 5110, 606 nucleotides long. RefSeq lists its product as uncharacterized. Gene Ontology annotation, cellular component: cytoplasm; nucleus; TRAPP complex. NCBI's taxonomy places the organism in Eukaryota, Fungi, Ascomycota, Sordariomycetes, Ophiostomatales, Ophiostomataceae. The transcript is spliced from 2 exons. Gene Ontology annotation, biological process: endoplasmic reticulum to Golgi vesicle-mediated transport. The record is from RefSeq and is a predicted model, not a curated record. The coding region runs from base 1 to 606 and encodes 201 amino acids.
AUGUCCUACUACUUUGCCAUUGUCGGCACGCAGGACAACCCGUUGUUUGAGUACGAGUUUGGCACGUCGAAGCAGGGCGGCGAUGGCCAGGCGCACUUUGCCGAGCAGGCGCGCCACCUGAACCAGUUUGUCGUCCACAGCAGCCUCGACGUUGUCGAGGAGGUGCAAUGGGGCGGCAACGGCCAAAUGUACCUCAAGUGCGUAGACAAGUUCUUCCACAACUACGUGUCGUGCUUCAUCACGGGCUCCAACGCCAAGUUUCUGCUGCUGCACCAGCCGACGACGGCGUCCAAUGCGUUUGCCUACGGCUCCGGGGCCGGCGGCAUGGGCGCGGCAGGCGGGCCCCUGAUGGGCGCCAGCGGUCUCCUGGGCGCAGGCAACAAUGCAUCGUCUGCGGUGACGGCGGCUGCCUCGUCCCGCGCGUCGACAUCCAUCGGGGCGAACCCCACGAGCGCUGCCACCGAGGAGGCCAUCAAGAACUUCUUCAACGAGGUGUACGAGAACUGGGUCAAGACGACCAUGAGUCCCUUUUACAAGGCCAACAUGGAGAUACGGAGUCCGGUGUUCCGCGCGCGGGUGGCCGCUGCUGGCAAGAAGUACUUAUAG